AUGGACAAUCAACUCCCUUUCCCCAUCGUGGAGAUUUACCUGCGGCUGGGCAGAAAAUACGACAUCCGUUAUCUAAUGGACAAAGCCGUUCAUAGCUUGACCUCUGGAUACCCAACAACCCUGGAGGAGAGAGAUACUAUUUCAAAUUGUCGCAAGUUCAAGGCUCCAACACCAGCGAUGAUUGAUGUUCUGAAUAUUGCACGAGAGUACUCCAUUCAAACACUGCUGCCAUUUGCCUACUUCACCUGUACACGUUACCUUGAGGAUUUUGCACUUGGGAUGACUCGAGAAGAUGGGAGUCUGGCAAAACUCGAUAAUGAUGCUCUAGGCAUCUGCAUUAUUGCCCGACGCCGAAUACAUGAAGCACUGAGGCUUCACACACUUUCAUGGCUCAUGAAAGAUAUGAAAAUAUCUACGCAUUGUGCUCACGAAGGCAUAUGCUCUGGACACAGGAAUACUUUUAUUAAAUGGUCAUUCAGAUCCUCGAUAGAUCCAGUUAGGGCGGCGCUGGAAAAGAGGAAACUCUCUGUAUACCACAGCGAACUAUGCCUCUUUUGUUUGACGGUGGUUGAAAGGCUCCAUCAAGCAGGUCGUGAAAAGAUGUGGGAGCUGCUACCCUCUUUUUUUGGCUUACCUCCUUGGGACGAGCUCAAGAACCUCGAGUAG
Molecule: messenger RNA, 666 nt
Organism: Laccaria bicolor S238N-H82
Lineage: Eukaryota; Fungi; Basidiomycota; Agaricomycetes; Agaricales; Hydnangiaceae
Exons: 2
Coding region: 1-666 (221 amino acids)
Source: RefSeq, a predicted model, not a curated record